Messenger RNA from Nematostella vectensis (starlet sea anemone), 3513 nucleotides. RefSeq lists its product as uncharacterized. The coding region runs from base 268 to 3306 and encodes 1012 amino acids. The transcript is spliced from 12 exons. Gene Ontology annotation, cellular component: nucleus. Gene Ontology annotation, biological process: regulation of apoptotic process. Gene Ontology annotation, molecular function: p53 binding. The record is from RefSeq and is a predicted model, not a curated record. Lineage: Eukaryota; Metazoa; Cnidaria; Anthozoa; Actiniaria; Edwardsiidae.
UGGACUUCAGCUAUUUGUGAGGAGGAAGUGUGUUGAGGAAGGAACGUGAGGUAUAUCCAAAAUUACUGGCCUUCCUUUUAACUUCGAUCUGUAAAUAUAAAAAGGGACAAAUAAAUAGCUUGGGCUACCUGUGGCUUCACUAGAAAGUGGUAAUGCCAUGUAUGUCACGCAAGUCACGCAAUUCCCGCCACAUGAAAACGAGGCAAUAACUAGGCUCUAGUCCCCCGGCCAACUAGCGUUGCUGCGACAAGACGUAAAAUAAACAACAUGGCGGCUAUAUCGCGGAUAAAACUUAAGGUGCACCUUGGUGAUGAUGGACAAGUAUCUGAAGUUCUCGUAUCACAAGCAACCAAGUGUAGAGAUAUAGUCUUGAGAUUACAGAGGCAGAUUCACCACCAAGACUGUUGUCUAGUGGAACUCUGGCAAGGCUGUGAGCGUCUUGUCCCAGAGGAGGAGCUUAUCCAUGAUACUCUGCUUGAUUGGGGCUCAGACUUGUUGGAUGUAACAUUUCACUUAAGGCCCAAUGAAGAAGUAUCUACUGUUAUUUCACAAGCAGACUUGAAUGACGAAAUACCAAUGCUCGAGGACAUUGAAUCAAAUUAUGGUUUACAGCAUAUCUCAUCAAGAAAUGGGUUGAGACAAGGUUCACAAUCUUCUUUUGAUGAAGAGCUAUUUCCACGUUCUGGACAGCUUUCCUUAGAAAGAAUUCAUCAAAUAGUUCUACAACAACAACAGCAAAUUGCUGAAAAGGAACAAGAACUAAGUACUAAAGAGAGGCAGCUACAGGAAAUCAAAAAGCGUGCACAAAACAAGAUCAACAAUACCUAUAUCAAACAGCUGGAAACACAAGUGCAGGAGCAGAAUGAGAAUAUGAGACAACUUCGACAGCUACUCUGCGAUACAGAUGAGAUCAGAAUCAUCAACAGUGCACUGGUGAAGGAACUAGGGGUUGUGGAAGCACAGUUUGCCAGUAAAGAGCAGGAGCUUGCUAUUGCUGUGGCCAAAGUUGAGGGGAUGACACAGCAACUAGAGGAGCAGAGACAAAACUGCAGAAAAAAUGGCUUGGAAGAAAAAUAUUCCAACAAUCAGAAACACGAGCUGGACCAUCUACGUAAAGAACUUUUGAUGCGAAACGAACUUAAUCAUCAGCAAAGUGUUCAAAUCCAAGUACAGAAAAAGCUUUUAGCCGAGAAACAAAAAGAACUGGCAGCGCUUGAUUCCCAUGUCGAAAAGCUUACGGAAGAUCUUCGUCAAAAGAAGUCACGUGCACAAGCCAACCACGUAGACCUAAGCCGCCCCGAGGAGUUCGACUUAGAGGAUGGCUUAUGGGAAAAUGUGGACAAUAAAUAUGACGUCAUGCAAGACCCUCAUGAGGAUGCUCAACACUCAAGGACGCUGGAUACUCUUGCGGAAGAGGACGAGCCUGUCGUCACCAACGGCGAUAAGCCACGUACUAGUGACAUUGGUCGCAAUAGUAAUUUUGCUUCAACUGGGCGUAAAUCAAAGGUCUCGAAGCUGGCUACCUUUUUUGAAGCCGCUGCACAUAUAAACGGUGAUCAUAUAAAAUCCCAACACCCGGGGUUUGCAAACGAUGUGGCUCAAUCAUUAUCAGUAAAAGAUAGUCAUUCCCUAAGUUUGGACGAGAAUUUUCUUGCAGCUGGUACUAAAGUGUCGCCACUUAGCUCACCGUCAUCCCUGUCAUCGCUGUCAUCGAUAUCUUCAACCUCAUCACAAUUGCCAUCAACUUUGCCGUCAAGAAUGGCUGAGCUAAAGCAAGGCGGUAACGAAGCCAAGACUCUUGCUGCACAAAAUCUAAGCGCUUCUCCUGAUAUUCGCAGAUUUCAAUCGUCCUUACAUAAUCUUAAAUCAGCUGCAAUUUCACUUAGUGGUUCACGUUCCCAGGCCGAGCCAACUCGUAACGAAUCACCCAGUCUGAAAGAGACUCGUCACGGGCCGGAAGAGAUGCACGCGGCAAAUGUAGACCACGCAACUCGACCCAACCCAUUACGAAUGCACGAAAGUCGGAACGAGUCCUCAAAGGUAACAAGUAAAGGUGAAUUGACAAGGGAAGGAAGCGAGUCAUCCAGGAAACACACAAUUUUAGACGAGUCGCCUGCAGUGCAAACAGCUCGAAAGUCCCAACUAACAAAUGAAGCUAGCAGUUUAAAGGUUUUGCGUAAUGGGGAAUCAGGGCUAACCUCCCCAUCAGGUUCCACCGUUUGUAGGGGCUCUCAACAAAAUCACAGUUCUCCAAAGAUCUUGAGGACCUCGGCAGUGGUACGUCUGAUGGAGAAUGCAGCUUCUAGGGGGCAGCAGUUACAGGAAAAAUCCCCUAAGAAUCCAGGCGCUCUUGAGUAUGAGACUCCAGAAAACGUUGGGCUUGGGGUAGGGCGGGAUUUGAGACUAAGUGACAUGAAGUGGAUUGUAGAGGGUGAAUCCUCAAACGUCGAAACGGGAACAAAGGAGACCAUCCUUCGGGAUGCACCGCUCAAUAGAAGCGAUACAACUGACUUUUCUCCAAAAGGGAGGAGCGUUGAGCUCCAGGAAUCCAACAAGGAUGUAGGCGCUCCUGGAAGUCCUGCGGGAAAUGGCGAGGUAUCUCCUAGGCCGAUUGUCAAGGACUCGUAUGUCAGGUGCAGCGAUAUGCACUUAUGCAGUGAUAAAGACAUAGAAAAGAAAAAGAGUCGACGGGUCAUUUUAGACCCACAUGCUGUGCUGUUGGACGCAGCACUGGAGGGCGAACUGGAGCAUGUCAAACAAGUUAUCAAGAAUGUUGAAGAUCCGAGCACAGCUAAUAGCGAUGGCAUCACUGCACUGCACAACUCUGUGUGUGGGAAUCAUUUAAGCAUUGUGCAGUUCCUCGUUCAGUAUGGCUGCGAUGUAAAUCUUCCGGACUCUCACGGCUGGACGCCUUUGCACUGUGCUGCGGUCAACAAUAACCUAAAGGUGGUUCAGUUCCUGGUAGAGCACGGUGCAUGCAUCUUUGCCACCACAAACCUAGAGAGGAAGACUCCCGCACAGUGUUGUGAUACCACCGCAACUGGCUUCUUUGAGUGCUCGCAGUAUCUUCAAGAUAUCGAGUUGAACUUCGGCCUUGUGAAUGGAGGCCGUGUGUAUGCGCUUUACGCUUACUCCGCGAGCGAGCAAGAUGAGCUCAGUUUCGAGUGCGGCGAGGAGUUAAGGGUGCUUCGGCGAGGGGAUAACAACGAGAAGGAAUGGUGGUGGGCAGAGGGCGGGCGAGGUCAAGCUGGCUAUAUACCAAGGAACCUUCUUGGGCUGUUUCCACGUGUGGCACCUGAGGUGUGACAAGACCCAAGCUAUAAAAACGACACAACUUCACACCCUCGUUGAACAGGGGCCAUAUUUUUAAUAAUAUUAUAUUGAGUCAAACUCACGAGUAAUUAGAAUAAUUCAUAUAUGCGUGAAAUGAAUACGACAAUAAGAAAAAAUCGGUAAAGAAUAUGAUAUUUGCACUGUAGCAUACUAAUAUUUAUAAUAAAUGUUUUCAGUGUG